UCAAUGAACGGUGGAAAGAUGGCGACAGCAUACGCACAAGCGAGAGUCAACUGUGCCGGCGGAUAGAAAGUGCUAUAAAGAGACAAAAUCCACCUCCUUUGCAUAGAUUUACCAGUGCAAAGUGUGUUUGAUGUAGCUUAGAAUGGUAUAGUCCAUGCAUAGCUUGAAAUAAGGAGCUACCGCUUUGUUAUGGAGCCGCCGGAUCGGAACAAGCCCAGCAGGCAGGCCAAGCCAGCAGAAGAUGCAUCCCUACAAGGCCAAGAAGUGGAUGAAUCCUGUGACUCUCCCAGUGAGGAAGAGGAAGCUCUGUAUGGGACAUCACCUCCAUAUAACCCCCGUCAGAUGAAACGCAUGUCUGGCAAACACCAAAGGAGCAGUCAGGGGAGGAGUGCCGGUCGGUCUCCAAGCAAAGCCGACGUCAGCUCAUCUGCCGUUAGGGACAGUCACAAGGUAAUGGAGACCUCUGAGGAACAGAGCUACAAACAGGGCAAGAAACAGAGGGCCACACUGCGCUCCACAGAAAGAGACCACAAGAAGACAUUUGAGGGUUCCUUCAUGCUGGAUCCAAUCUCAAAGUCAAGCCAUUUUGGUGCCCUCAGCAUGGAUCCCAGGAAGCAUUACUUGAGUUUGGGCUGCAGUAGUCGCAAUCUUCCUGUAUCCAUGCCCCAUAUUGCCCGGACCCAUCGCCAGACCUCCAGGACAGACUGUCCUGCUGACCGUGUCAAAUUCUUUGAAACUUUGCGUCUGUUGCUCAAGCUCACAUCUAUGUCCUCCAAGAGGAAAGAGAAGGAGCAGAGAGGCUUGGAGAACAUGCCUUACAUGGAUCACAACAACGAGGUUAUUUGGCUGGAGCUGCAGGCGUGGCAUGCACGACGUUCCAUCAGUGACCAAGACCUUUUUCUUUUCACUGCUCGCCGAGCUAUCCCCGACAUCAUCAACGAGGUGCUGCACUUUAAAGUCAACUACGACAGCCUGAGAGGGGCUCAGUGUUCAAGGUCUCAAGCAAUUCAGGAAGACUGUCAAAGUGUCCCUCACCUAGUCUGUGAAGAGAAAAGGGAGCCUGCUGUAGCAGAGACCAACCACUGUGGAGUAGAUCUCUGGGGCUUUAGUGCUUGCCCCUCAUCAACAAUGAAUGCAGCAGAGCCUCUGGGGUCUGGCGCGGAUUGCAGGGAGCAUCUUCAACGUCAGCGGCUGUCAUUUGAGCAGGUCAAGCGUGUUAUGGAACUGUUGGAGUCUGUGGAAGCUUUAUAUCCCUCUUUGCAGGCCUUACAAAAGGACUAUGAAAAGUAUGCAGCACGAGACUUUCAAGGCAGGGUGCAGGCGCUCUGUCUGUGGCUCAAUAUCACCCAGGACCUAAACCAGAAGCUGCGCGUUAUGGCCACUGUGUUGGGCAUCCAUGAUUUAUCCCGUAUUGGGUGGCCCGUCUUUGAGAUCCCUUCACCUCGCUGCUCUCGCGGAAAUGAAGAUGAAGAAAACGAGGAAGAUGAUGAGAAUGACUCAAUAGCCACUUUUGUCACAGAAAGUGAUGGAGAGGACAGGGAUGCUGAGGACGACGAAGAAGUGGGUACUGUCACUGAGGGAGAGAUGUCUCCCACCCUGACUCCUAAAUUUGCCCGAUUGUUGUCUGAAGAUGAGUUUCUUCCAAAUGCUACUUCAGGAAGUGCAGAAGCAUCUGUGGGAGGGGGAGUAUUCUGUCCCACAUCCAUCUACAGACCAUUUGUGGAUAAAGCUCUAAAACAGAUGGGGCUGCGUAAACUGAUCCUCAGACUGCACAAACUGAUGGAUCGCUCUCUUCUGAGGUCCAGAGCAGCGCUGCUCCGCCACACUCUUGCACUAGAGUUUGCAGACUUUGCAGACCCAAUGCUGUACAGCGAUUACCUGCCGGAGCUGUCACGUCAGUGCAGCAGUCCUGCUGACCAAGAGCUCGGAGCAGAUCAGGUAUCCUGGGCAGAUCUGAUGGACAUGGACCUACCAUCCUUCCGGCCAGCAUUCCUCGUGCUGUGUAGAGUCCUCCUCAAUGUCAUUCACGAAUGCCUUAAACUGCGACUUGAACAGAGGCCUGCGAGAGCCUCGCUGCUCAGUAUCAAACAGGCAAGCAGCUUGGUACGUGAGUGUAAAGAGGUCCUUAAAGGUGGUCUUGUGAUGAAGCAGUAGUAUUAUCAGUUCAUGCUGCAUGGCGUGGUGACUGAUGCUCAGGGCUUGCAAAUAAAUGCCAAUAUUGAUAGUUUUGAAGAAGACCUUCACAAGAUGUUAGUGGUUUACUUUGACUACAUGCACAGCUGGAUUCAGAUGUUGCAGCAGCUGCCUCAGGCCUCUCAUAGCUUAAAGAACCUGUUGGAGGAGGAAUGGCACUUCACCAAGGUCAUCACUCCCUACAUCCGUGGAGGAGAAGCCCAGUCUGGGAAGCUUUUCUGUGACAUUGCUGGGAUGCUGCUCAAAUCCACUGGAGAAUUCCUCGAUGCUGGCCUGAAAAAGAGUGAUAAUGAAUUCUGGGAAAGCGCGGAUGACAGCACUGCCUCAGAUGAGAUCAGGCGGUCUGUAAUUGAGACUAGUCGGUCUCUUAAGUCGCUGUUCCACGAGGCCAGGAGCGAGCAUCUAAGGCUCUGCGGCUUUGCCAAAAUGCUGCGUAAGGACUUGGAGGUUGCUGCAGAUUUCAGUAUCACUAACGGGGUUUCUUGUCUCCUGGACGCACUGAAGAAAAGAAACUAUGUCAAGGUUCAGAUACCGGGCUUGGAAGAACUCCAAGUUUUUGUCCCGUGUGCCUUGAUGGAUCAGCGUCCUGUCAUCCUGCAGCUUCUUAAUGCUGCUGCUGGCAAAGACUGUUCCAGAGAGCCAGAUGAAAUUGCUAAUGAGGCCUUCCUGCUCAUGAGUAAACACAAAGCUGGGGAAUCCACUACUGAUUCUGAUUGGGCUCAAUGGGAUGGAGAGCUUCUCAAACUUGUCCCACAGAUGGAAACUGUUGACACUUUAAGGGCCAUGAAGGUAGAGAACAUGCUGUUGAUUGUGAUGCAGUCAGCUCAUCUAGUGGCGCAGCGAAAGGCCUUUCAGCAGUCCAUGGAGGAUGUGCUACCCCACCGAGAGCAAACAUCCAGUCAGCUCUUAUGCUGGCGCUCUGAAGAGCUCAAGAACGAGGCACUGCAACUAUGCAUUAAGAUAUUCCACGCCAUUGACCGAGUGGAGGACAUGUUUACCACGGAGUUUGAGGCAGAGAUCGACGAGUCAGAGUCAGCCACCCUGCAUCACUACUAUAGAGAGGCGAUGACUCAGGGCUACAACUUUGCCUUUGAGUACCACAAGGAGGUGGUGCGCCUGAUGUCAGGAGAGUUCAGACAGAGGAUCGGGGAUCGUUACAUAGCUUUUGCCCGCAAGUGGAUGACCUAUGUCCUGACUAAAUGUGAGAGUGGCAGGGGCACCAAACCCAGGUGGGCGACUCAGGGUUUUGACUUUCUUCAGGCUAUUGAGCCUGCCUUUAUCUCAGCAUUACCAGAGGAUGACUUCCUGAAUUUUCAAGCCUUGAUGAAUGAAUGUAUUGGACAUGUGAUUGGAAAACCUCAUAGCCCGGUGUUUUUUCUUUUCAGGUUCCAGGAAUAGCCCUCGUACUGGAAAAUUGAUGGCCGCUGCCAUAGCGACCCACCAAACCCCCCUCUGAUCAUCCCUAAUGCUGAAGGCUUCAGCUCUCGAAGUCUCCCCUGUGAUCUCCGGAACCAGCUGUUCCCAAACGGCCCUCGCCCUGUCCCUCAGGGGCCAGGGGAACAGAGCCACAGCAAAGCACCCGGCAGCCCCCCCAAUGACGCCAGGGGAUCCAGUUUCCAUGAGAAUGACCGUCUGUCAUCAGUUGCAGCAGAGUUGAAUUUCAGAUCCCUGAGCCGCCACUCAAGCCCCACAGAGGACAGAGAAGAACCUUCAUAUCCUAAGGGAGACCCUAACAGUGCUUCACGCAGAAGCUGGGAGCUCCGCACCUUCAUCAGCAGUCCAAGGCAGGCGGCAAAGCCCCAUGGAGGCUGUCCGCGCUCCAUUCGCAAGUUUGAGGAACGCUACGCUAUGAUGAAGCAGCGCAACAUCAUCGGCCAGGUGUGCCACACACCCAAGUCAUACGACAACGUCAUGCAAGUUGGGCUCAGGAAGGUGACCUUCAAGUGGCAGAGGGGCAACAAGAUAGGUGAGGGCCAGUAUGAGGUGUAUACUUGCAUCAAUGUUGACACUGGUGAGCUGAUGGCCAUGAAGGAGAUCCGAUUCCAACCAAAUGAUCACAAAACAAUCAAGGAGACUGCGGACGAGCUGAAACUAUUCGAAGGCAUUAAACACCCGAACCUGGUGCGAUACUUUGGAGUGGAGCUUCACCGGGAGGAGAUGUACAUCUUCAUGGAGUACUGUGAUGAGGGGACUCUGGAGGAGGUGUCCAGGCUGGGGCUGCAGGAGCAUGUCAUCAGGCUUUACAGCAAACAGAUCACUAUAGCCAUUAAUGUCCUCCAUGAACACGGCAUUGUUCACCGGGAUAUCAAGGGAGCCAACAUCUUUCUGACAUCAUCAGGCCUGAUUAAAUUGGGUGACUUUGGCUGCUCAGUGAAGUUGAGAAACAACACUCAUACAAUGCCAGGAGAGGUGAACAGCACUCUGGGAACAGCAGCAUACAUGGCACCUGAAGUUAUCACCAGAGCAAAAGGAGAAGGACACGGACGAGCAGCUGACAUUUGGAGUUUGGGUUGCGUCCUUAUUGAGAUGGUGACCGGAAAGAGGCCCUGGCAUGAGUAUGAGCACAACUUUCAGAUCAUGUACAAAGUGGGCAUGGGCCACAAACCUCCCAUCCCUGAGAAACUGAGCACGGAAGGGAAGGACUUCCUCUGUCACUGUCUGGAGAGUGAACCCAAACGGCGCUGGACAGCUAGCAUGCUGCUAGACCACCGUUUGUUAAGGUCUGCACGGAUGAAGAAUAAACGAAACCUCCUGUGUGGCUUUAAAGUUUACAAAUUAAAGCACUACUGUACAUGUUCAUUAAGAAAAGAGAACUGUGGACACGGAGAAGCAGGGGGUUACUGCUGAAGGCACAUGGAUUUAAGCUGAGGAACUAAUAGAGUGAUUUCCAGUGAGAAGCUGGCUCUGUAUAGUAUUGAUUUGUUAUGUCUUUAUCUGUGGACCAAGAACAGGUGGUCCUGUACAUAGUGUAAAAGUUAAAACAAGAAUUAGUAAAAAAUUCCUGUAACAUUACUGUAAAGUUAAACGUCAUUGGCGAUUGGCCACACCUAUUUGUUCCCACUGGUGAAUAGACCUCUGAAAAGGCAUUGAGAAAUAUUUUUUUCUUUUUAUUAAACAAAUGGGACUUGGGGAUGGGGUGGGGUCUAUAGCACUUUUAAACUGUUUACCCAUGGGGGCAGUGCAGUUAUCAUUUGUUUGUCCCUCUGAGACUGAAACGGUUGUGGUAUCUUAUGAACUAAACCAUCCACAUAUAAUAACCAAGGUUAUCACUUGCCAUUUGGCGAGUAUGGGCACUGGGAAGGUUUAUUUUUUUUUUAUAUUAUUGGUUUUUUCCUUUGCCUUUGUUGAGAAGAAAUUUUCAAGUUGGAGCAAUGUUAAAGUCCACGGGCUGCCAGUGAAGAGCUGUUCAUGUGUCUGAGGCUCAACCAACAAGAGGAGAACGGGGUCUGCUCUUCCACCUGCUGCUGAACAUAAAACAUCCUCACAGCCAAACACAAGACACUGACAAUUGUCAAAGACAAUUUCUCGUUCUCUGCUGCUUUCACAGUGUUUGCCAUGUACAAACGAUUAA
This is a messenger RNA of Archocentrus centrarchus (flier cichlid), 5764 nucleotides long. RefSeq names its product mitogen-activated protein kinase kinase kinase 4 (gene map3k4). The record is from RefSeq and is a predicted model, not a curated record. Gene Ontology annotation, molecular function: protein kinase activity; ATP binding. Gene Ontology annotation, biological process: MAPK cascade; protein phosphorylation. Lineage: Eukaryota; Metazoa; Chordata; Actinopteri; Cichliformes; Cichlidae.